Molecule: messenger RNA, 3393 nt
Organism: Coniophora puteana RWD-64-598 SS2
Lineage: Eukaryota; Fungi; Basidiomycota; Agaricomycetes; Boletales; Coniophoraceae
Exons: 4
Coding region: 4-3393 (1129 amino acids)
Source: RefSeq, a predicted model, not a curated record
GAUAUGGUCGUUCGAGCUAUCAUCAACGAUCCUACCUUAUUGAAGAAUGAAAGAUCGCGCUACGAUCAGUUUGUUCACCUUGUCCUUAAUCCUUUGAAGUUCCUGAGACGUUACUGGCACGAGACGGGCAAGCUGAUGACCAUGAUCCUCGAUGCCCUAGACGAAUGCGAGGACUCUGAUCAGAGCCCUCUCGCUCAGGUCGUAGAAUUCAUCGAUCGGGCACUCCUGGAGGAAGAGAGCGACCGAAAAUGCGCUACUUUUUUUCAUAUCGUAGUGACUAGCCGACCCUACCAGAACAUUCAGAACGUGAUGAACGACAUGCGAUCGUUGCUGCCCUUCGACAUAGGCGACUUUGAUGCUAAGGAAGAUAUUUUUCUUCCGCACCCGUGGCCACCGGAGCAAGAGUUCCAGCUUCUAGCGGAGACAGUUUCCCGACGUUUCAUCGUUGCAGCAACAGUUAUGAGGCUGCUGAACCGGAAACCUGGACCAAUGCUUCCAUCAUUUCUCCGUGCCCUCUUGCAAAUAAGAAGCCUAAGGGACAUCGAUGAGCUGUAUCGCCAUGUUAUCGCCUCUUCAGAGCACGCGGAUAGAGCUGCGUCCCUUAUCAGAACCAUUUUGUCGCUUUCCCAGCCAUUAUCCGUCACCGACAUCUCAAGGCUUUCAGGAUAUGAUGUUCGCCCAAUUCUUGACUCCGCAGCAGCCGUUGUUUGGAUCCCUCCUAUUGGCUCGAAAGAGCCAGUUGCCACAUAUCACACUUCGCUUCGUGACUUUUUCUGGGAUUCUACUCGCUCAAAAGACUUCUAUGUCCAUCCCCCCAUCUCCCAUUGCCGUAUAGCCUCUAGUUGCAUAUGCAUUAUGAUGCAAACACUGACCAAAGAUAUCUGCGGAAUUGACGAUCCAGCGCUAUUACAUUCUGACAUCCCAGAGUUUUCCAACAGGCGCGACGCGACUAUAACCCCUGCAAUUGCUUAUGCAGUAACUCAUUGGAUUGGCCAUGUAUGCGAAGCAUCACCAGAUCCUGAGCUACGGCACCAGCUCUUGCAGUUUUUGCACAGCCAUCUCAUUUACUGGAUUGAAGCUGCCUCUUUAAUUGAAGCGCUGCCUGUAUGCAUCUCUCUCCCUAAAGUUGUCAGCAUUGUUAACAGCUGGUAUUCGGCUUCUGAAAAAGACUCAGUCACUUCUCUCCUUCAUGACGCGUAUAGACUCGUUCUCGAGUUCUAUGAGCCGAUUCAGCAAUCAGCAUUACACGUUUAUCAUACUGCACUCUCGCUGUGUCCAUUGAACACUAAGCUCCGGGAUAUUUAUAGGGAAGACCUUGACAGGGCAAACUUGAUCGCCGAAGAGGGCUUGGGUCAACAUUGGAGCGCUGUACUUCGGACGAUUGACUUCAAUGACAAGAGAUUGGUCUGCGUAUCUCAUAACGGUCGCUUUGCCGCGGUUGAGGCACCCAGUGAUCAAGCUGAAAUGGGGAAAUGCAUCGAAGCGUGGGACAUCACCACCAAUGUCAUAGUUGGCUCCCAACAGGUACCGUAUCAAGGUACCUCUCAUUGCCUAUUCUCGCGCGACUCCUCCUGCCUAGUGUACUACGGGUCAUCAAAGCCAACUCAAGCAACCGAAGAUCCUAUGUACAGCUGUGUUCAGCUCUGGAUUCUUUCAAGGCGUGUUGUCAUCCCAAUACAGGUCUCGUGUGCCAAUGCAUUUGCUAUCUCUUCGGAUGGACGUCGCCUUGCAUGGCUCAGUAAGCAAGAUCAUUCGCUUACUGUUAUGCAGCGGCAUGAUCGUCCGUCUGGAUCAGAGACGGAUCUUCUUACUCGCAUACCCCUCACAAACGCGGAACUUUCUGACAAUCCUCAUUUGAUGUUGUCGUUUUCGUGCUUGAACACCUGGAUUCUAGCGUGCUAUGCCGGUAGAGCUAUGGUGUGGGAUACCGUAGACGGACGUAUUAUUUUGGACAAAACCAGCACUCCAAGCGACUGGUUUGUAAUCAGCUCUGAUGAAAGAUACCUCAUACGUCUCAGAAACUUCCCUGAUGAUUCAUCUACAAGCAUCUACCAGCUACGCUUCUUCCCUCUCCGCCAAAGUUACCGUUUCACCCUUUACGGAUCUCUCACCGGAUACACCCAAUCCUGGCCUCCUUCUCGAUCUAAGCCUCAGCACCUCUCGGGGGGUUCGGUCAUGAAAAUCGGUGAUGUCUUCUAUAUGCCACAUCUUGUCAGAUUAGGAAGGAUUCUCUUGCAUUCGGUGUUGACAGUCGAGAGCACCGAGUUUUUGCCCAAGAUCCUCUCCGAUACCCGUCUUGACUUGAUUGACCCAUCUUUGACAAUAUUCAUUCCAUCCCAAAAUGGCGCGCAGGCUGUUUAUGUAAACGACCACCUGCCAUCCGUAAUCGCCUUCUCGGAGAGGGGAGACCUUUGGGCACAACAAGCGAGGAACCAUACCACAGUCAUCUACCAGGUCGACCCUCAUAAACGUCGACUUGAAAUCCCGCAUGGAAGCAGUGUGGCCUACAGCGUUUUCUCUCCUAACUCCGUCUACUUCGCUGAUUUUGAAGACGGAUUUGGAGUGCUUAACGUUUGGGUAUUGGAAACAAAGAAGAACCUAAAACUGUUCUCCGUGCUUUGGGCGGCAGCUGUCACCGAGACCAUCGCAAGCGAAAUGCAGGACUUCGUCAACAUUCGGUUCACCCCUCACGAUGACAAGCUCGUGUGCAUCUACUUUCAAGGCUCCUAUCGUGGCUCAAUUGAAGUACUAUGCGUAGAUAUAAACCGGAAAGUGCUGCACCGUAAUGCGGUAUCGUUCUUAGACAACCUCCCGUUUGGAUUACCUUCAGACUCUCUCGCGUCUGUUCUGAUGAAUGGCGAGGAUAAUCUUUUCUGCGUAUCCCCAGUCAGGAACGCAAAAUACGAAGACCAACAGGAUACAGUGGUGAUUCGUUGGGACUGGAAAAAGUUACCAUACACCGAGGACUAUUCGACGCCACGAACAAUCUGCCGGUCUUACCGGGCCUCGUGCAAACUAGCCUCAAGCCUUGCCUCAACUCCGCUGAUGCGACUUACUAGGCUCUCGCCAAAAUUCGAUAAGGCUAUCAUACAGGCUCUUCCUUUGGAUGUUGACGGUCACGGUAUAUCGCUGGUCUUGGAGAGGACUUCCGAGGCGACCAAGUCUAGAGUACAAGAUGUGCUCAUGCCUAAAUCCACGUACUUCUCCUGCUCAUCGACAUUCGAACCUGCAAGACAAGGUAGCAACAGGCCACAUGAAGGCUGGCCAUCGAUACUCGAGUCGAAGGACGAGGAUGUUACCUUGGCUGGGUUUGGGCUUAUCCGGACAGGGCCCCUUGGUACCAUAUACGACACUACUCGUGUGGAUUCCUCACCGAUACAGGCCAAAGCCUGA